Molecule: messenger RNA, 2215 nt
Organism: Ilex paraguariensis (yerba mate)
Lineage: Eukaryota; Viridiplantae; Streptophyta; Magnoliopsida; Aquifoliales; Aquifoliaceae
Source: the annotation of a GenBank genome assembly
AUGGGAGUUAAGAUUUUUGAUUUCGGGUUAUUCAAACUGAGUCCCAAGGAUGUGGGUCAUAGCCACGUUAGUAUAUUGGUGAAGGAUAGUUUCGGAAAAGGGACCCUUGAUCGGAUUGUUGAUCCUAAUCUAAAGGGUGAGAUUGCGCCAGAGUGUUUGAGGAUGUUUGGCGAAGUAGGUGAUAGUUGCUUUCGGGAUAAUGGGAUCGAUCGUCCAGGAAUGAAUGAUGUUGUGUGGGGCCUUGAGUUUGCUCUGCAACUUCAAGAGGCUGCUGAGAAGAUAGCUCACGGAGAUGGUGGGUUGCUCCCGGCGGCGUUGGCCAGUCCCUCUGUUCCUCUUCCACAUGGAGAGGCAACGACCACCGAUGAUGAUGAAGUAUUUACAAGGUCAGUUGAAAACGUGUCAAGAUCAACGUACGCUGAUGCUAUAUUGAAUGGUUUGGAAAUCUUCAAAUUGAGUGGAACAGACGACAGUCUCGCCGGGGCAAACCCUGAACUUGUACUCAGUCCACCGCCAGGACCAUUCCCAUUGUCACCGCAGAAGAAGAACAAUAAAAAAACAUCUACUUUGCCGGUUAUUAUCGGUAGCGUAGUCGGAGGAGGGUCUGUUCUGGUCUUUAUCUUAGGUUUCUUGAUUGUCCGACGACGGAGGAGAGUGAAAGACUUGGGCUCAACACAGCCCAAGUCGUCGUGGGUCCCCUUAUCUGACGGUUCAAAGUCCACAAAAACCAGCGGUUCAUCACUACCGUCUGAUCUAUGUAGACGCUUUUCACUUGAGGAGAUCACAUCAGCUACAUGCAACUUCGAUGACAAUUUUGUCAUCGGGGCAGGGGGAUUUGGUAACGUGUAUAAGGGCCACAUCGACAACGGUGCAACCACUGUUGCGAUCAAACGAUUGAACCCAUCAUCAAAUCAAGGGAUCCACGAGUUCCAAACAGAGAUCGGUAUGCUAUCAAAGUUACGCCACCUCCAUUUGGUGUCGUUGAUCGGUUAUUGCAAUGACAACCGUGAGAUGAUUUUGGUGUAUGAUUAUAUGGCCCAUGGAACCCUUCGUGAUCAUCUUUACAAAUCGAAGAAACAACACCUUCCGUGGAAGCAACGCCUUCAGAUUUGCAUUGGUGCAGCAAGGGGACUGCAUUAUCUCCACACAGGUGCAACACGCACAAUCAUUCACCGUGAUGUGAAAUCCACCAACAUUUUAUUGGAUGAGAAAUGGGUAGCUAAGGUUUCUGAUUUCGGGUUAUCCAAAUUGGGUCCCAAGGAUGUGGGUCAUAGCCAUGUCAGUACAGUGGUGAAGGGUAGUUUCGGGUAUGUUGAUCCAGAAUAUUAUAAACGACAACAAUUGACAGAAAAAUCUGAUGUGUACUCAUUUGGGGUUGUUUUAUUUGAGGUUUUGUGUGCUAGACCAGCUAUAAUUCCAAAUUUUCCCAAGGAGCAAGUGAGUUUGGCUGAGUGGGCCCGAAAUUCUUAUAGAAAAGGGACCCUUGAUCGGAUUAUUGAUACUAAUCUAAAGGGUGAGAUUGCGCCAGAGUGUUUGAGGAAGUUUGGCGAAGUAGGUGAAAGUUGCUUGCGUGAUAAUGGGAUCGAUCGUCCAGGAAUGAAUGAUGUUGUGUGGGGCCUUGAAUUUGCUCUGCAACUUCAAGAGGCUGCUGAGAAGAUGGCUCACGGUGGUGGUUGGUUGCUCCCGGCGGCGUUGGCCAGUCCCUCUGUUCCUCUUCUACAUGGAGAGGCAACGACCACCGAUGAUGAUGAAGUAUUUACUGCGUCAGUCGAAAACAUGUCAAGAUCAACGGUCAGCAGUGAGAGAUUGAAGUCGGAGACUGUGUUCUCCGAGAUCUUGAAUCCCGUUGGACGUUGAGAAAGUGAAUGCUCUUCGGGUGGGGUCCAGAUUUUUGGCCUUCACGGUGACCGACUUGUGCAAGGUGAAGUAGCUUAUUAUAGUCUUCUAGUGUAGUCUAUUAUCAGGAUGUGACGAGACCCUACUUGAAAAGAAUGUGGGUCCCGCAAUUGGAAUGGAGGAUAUCACUUUUUAUGAAAAAUAUUUAGCCCAUCGUAAAUAGGACAAAAGAAUAAAUGCAGUUUUUAAUUUUUGUCAAUUAGCUAAAUGUUGUGUUUAAUAACUAACUGAUGAUGCCGAAAGAAAAUAUAUUGUUCGGGCCAUGCGGGUUAGGUUGGCUACCCUGGUCACUAUUGGAAUUUAAAUAAAUUUAUUUGAG